AUGGCUACCCCAACACCUCAAAACAACUCUCGUCCGGAUGCCUCGCCCUUGGGAGAAGGCUUGUCCCACAAUCUUCUUAGCGACUUGGCUCCUUUGAUCGCCCUGUUUGGGGAGCAAGUCACGAAGCAAUUCCUCACCAUGUCUAUAGAUUGGACGGACAACAUACUGAUAGCUCUUGGGCCACUGGGCAUCAUGACCAUCCUCGUUAGUGCCAUUCGGGUUGCUGGUAAUAAGCAUUUGAAAGCUCUCAUUGGGAGAGCAAGAGAGAGCAUCGAAACAGCGGAGGUCGAACUUGUGUCUUCUACAUCGUACGGUGUGUGCGAGAUGUGGAAUGGAGUCGAGAUCGUGAGAUCAUUCCGCAUACCCAAAACAAGCCAAUUUGUCGUUAUAAGGAGCGACGAUAUGAUACGGGUCUUGCCGACGUGGCAAGCUUACAUGGAAAACAUUAUAAUUGAGAGGCUGGGACGGUUUCUUGAGCAAGACGAAGAUGAGACUUGGUACAUCUUCAAAGGCGCCCCGAAUCUUUCUUUGAAUACUCCUUGGUCGUUCGUCUCGACUGCAGGGCGGUGGAGCUGGCUUUGUACUGGCUUCUUCCUUCAGUCUGUGUCUUUGGUGCUACCGUUGCUUGUCAUGCGCACCAUCAAUUUUCAGUUUCGCGACUACAGCUAUGCCUAUCACGUUAUAGGCACAAUGAGUCUUAACAUUGGGCUUGCGCUUUGUUCCCACGUCAUUGAAGGCAGCACGACUGAGUAUGACUUUAUCCCGAACCCGGCUCAUAACGAAGAGCUCGUCGUUAUCACUGUCCAAGAGGCCUCCAACGUUGGAGAUCAACACUUCUAUCCCUAUGUUACUGUCUCUGUGCCGGAUAGUCCUCAGAUUCGUACUUCACGAUUCAACAAUAAGAACUACAAGUAA
Molecule: messenger RNA, 915 nt
Organism: Parastagonospora nodorum SN15
Lineage: Eukaryota; Fungi; Ascomycota; Dothideomycetes; Pleosporales; Phaeosphaeriaceae
Exons: 1
Coding region: 1-915 (304 amino acids)
Source: RefSeq, a predicted model, not a curated record